AUGGAAACAGACGCUGAAAAGAACAUCGAAAUCUGGAAGGUUAAGAAAUUAGUUAAAUCUUUAGAAAAAGCCAGAGGUAAUGGUACCUCUAUGAUUUCUUUAGUUAUCCCACCAAAGGGUCAAAUUUCCAUGAUCCAAAAGAUGUUAACUGAUGAAUAUGGUACAGCUUCCAACAUUAAAUCCAGAGUUAACCGUCUUUCUGUGUUAUCUGCUAUUACAUCAACUCAACAAAAGUUAAAACUGUACAACAAAUUACCAGCUAAUGGUUUAGUCUUAUAUUGUGGUGAUAUCAUUACUGAAGAUGGUAAAGAAAAGAAGGUCACUUUCGAUAUUGAACCAUACAAGCCAAUCAACACUUCUCUAUAUCUUUGUGACAAUAAAUUCCAUACUGAAGUUUUAUCAGAAUUAUUGGAAGCUGAUGAUAAAUUCGGUUUUAUUGUCAUGGAUGGUCAAGGUUCUCUAUUCGGUCUACUUUCUGGUAAUACUAGAACCGUUUUACAUAAAUUUACUGUCGAUCUUCCAAAGAAGCACGGUAGAGGUGGUCAAUCUGCCCUUCGUUUCGCUCGUUUAAGGGAAGAAAAGAGACAUAACUAUGUUAGAAAAGUAGCCGAAGUUGCUGUCCAAAAUUUCAUCACAAACGAUAAAGUCAACGUUAAGGGUUUAGUUUUAGCUGGUUCUGCUGAUUUCAAGACAGAUUUAGCAAGAUCUGAAUUAUUUGACCAAAGAUUAGCAGCUAAAGUUAUUCAAAUCGUCGAUAUUUCCUAUGGUGGUGAAAAUGGUUUCAACCAAGCCAUAGAGCUUUCUUCUGAGGCUUUAUCUAAUGUCAAAUUCGUCCAAGAAAAGAAAUUAUUGGAGGGCUACUUCGAUGAAAUUUCUCAAGAUACUGGUAAAUUCUGUUAUGGUAUUGAAGAUACCUUAAAGGCUUUGGACCUUGGUGCCAUUGAGACUUUAAUUGUUUUUGAAAACUUAGAAACCGUUAGAUACACAUUCAAGGAUUCUGAAGAUCAAGAAAUUAUUAAAUUUGCUGCUCCAGAUGCAAAGGACAAAUCUUACGCUAUGGACAAGGCCACUGGUAAAGAAAUGGAAGUUGUUACAGAAAAGCCUUUAGUCGAAUGGUUAGCUGAAAAUUACAAAUCUUUUGGUGCUGCUUUAGAAUUCAUUACUGAUAAAUCACCUGAAGGUUCUCAAUUCGUUAGCGGCUUUGGUGGUAUCGGUGGUCUAUUACGUUACAAGGUCAACUUUGAACAAUUAAUGGAUGAUUCUGAUGAAGACGAAUACUACGAUGACGAUGGCGAAUCCGACUACGAUUUCAUUUAA
This is a messenger RNA of Kazachstania africana CBS 2517, 1317 nucleotides long. RefSeq names its product translation termination factor eRF1 (gene SUP45). Gene Ontology annotation, biological process: cytoplasmic translational termination. Gene Ontology annotation, molecular function: translation release factor activity, codon specific; sequence-specific mRNA binding. Gene Ontology annotation, cellular component: translation release factor complex; cytosol. The record is from RefSeq and is a predicted model, not a curated record. NCBI's taxonomy places the organism in Eukaryota, Fungi, Ascomycota, Saccharomycetes, Saccharomycetales, Saccharomycetaceae. The transcript has a single exon. Bases 1 to 1317 code for a protein of 438 amino acids.